Messenger RNA from Myiozetetes cayanensis, 1152 nucleotides. It is a transcript of the gene CHRAC1, whose product is annotated as chromatin accessibility complex subunit 1. Lineage: Eukaryota; Metazoa; Chordata; Aves; Passeriformes; Tyrannidae. The record is from RefSeq and is a predicted model, not a curated record. The transcript is spliced from 3 exons. Gene Ontology annotation, cellular component: CHRAC; nucleus. Gene Ontology annotation, molecular function: protein heterodimerization activity. Bases 11 to 412 code for a protein of 133 amino acids.
GCGGGCCGAGAUGGCGGCGCGGCUGAGCGAGAACCGUCUGGUGUCGCUGCCCCUGUCGAGGAUCCGGGUCAUCAUGAAGAGCUCCCCGGAGGUGUCCAGCAUCAACCAGGACGCGCUGUUCCUCACCGCCAAAGCCACGGAGCUUUUUGUUCAGUAUUUGGCUUCAUACUCCUACAAACACGGCAGAGGGAAGGAGAAGAACGCUCUGACUUACACUGACCUGUCUCAUACAGCUGAAGAGUGUGAGACGUUUCAGUUCCUUGCAGAUAUCUUGCCAAAGAAGAUCCUGGCAAGCAAAUACCUGAAGAUGCUUGAAAAGGAGAAGAGAGAUGGAGAGGUGGGGGAAGGGGAGGAAGAGGACAAGGAGGAAGAGGAUGAAGAUGAAGCUGUUGGUGACAGUGUUGGAUCUUAAGGCCAAUGGAGAAUUGCUUCAUAGUUGAAUCCACUUUGAUGUUGUAUAAAGGAUGUUUUUGUGACUGAGAAUCCAGAUGCUGGAUAUAUUUAUACACUGAGCCAUCUGCUUUUGCUUUAAGAAGUUUAGAAAUUGAACUUUAUACUUUUUGAAGAAUGGAAUUCUUCCCUCAGAAACACGGCGGGGUAGGAGGACACAGAGUGAAUCCAACAGCAGAGCUUGCUCAGAUGAUUUAAAAUUACUCUUCAGACAAUCAGUACCCAAAUUUAAAAUUUCUUACAGGCAGCUUUCAGUCCAAAAGCUCCAAAAGUGGACCAAGUCCAUUAAGUAAGUCUUUAAAAACAGCUACUUCUGUGAUGCAGCCUAAACACCAUGUGGGCACCAAAACAGGGUUGUAAUGAGCCCAUUACAAGGACUAAUGUGGUUCUGCAGUUGUGGUGGUAAAUGUGUUGGCAAAUGAUGUAAAUAUGUACUUCUAGAACCUUUUUCUCUAAUGAACUCUGUUUCUGCAGUUUCUUCUUCCAAAAUGCACAUUGAAGUCUUACUAGACAUGAAUUCCUGAGAAUGAGCAGCUCCUUUGCCAUUGGAGUGAGUGACAGAGCUGGAUUUUUCAUUUGCUUUUGGUUUGUUGUUUUGUGGUUUGUUGGGGUUUUGGGGUUUUUUUGUUACAAUAGAAAUGGCAGCCCACCCUGUGUGGAACUUUACAUGCAACUUUCUAAAAUAAAUGUUUUGUAUGAAAA